AUGGCUUUCAUUGUGAUCGUGGCCAUUGCGCUUGCAGCAUGGUUGUUUUGGACUGCGGUCUACAAUCUGUACCUCAGCCCCCUCGCGAAAUUUCCGGGCCCGAAAUUGGCAGCGUGUACCAAUCUGCAGAAUAUUUACUGGACUCUGACCGGACAAGAGCACUACAAAUUCAAAGAGUUACACGAUAGAUACGGGGACGUUGUUCGAACAGGACCGAGAUCCCUUGUCUAUCGAAGCCCACAGGCCUGGAAAGAUAUAUAUGGUCACCGCAAAUCCGAGGCCGGAUCCUUCCUAAAGGACCCGUCAUUUUACAUCCGUGGCCCUCGAGGUCCCAACAUAAUCAAUGCGGAUGAUGAAAACCAUUCUCGCCUACGAAGGCUUUUUUUACCCGCUUUCUCGGAAAGAGCGCUUCGAGACCAGGAAGAUUUGGUUCAGUCCUACGUCGACCUGCUCGUCCAGCGGCUCAACGGUGAAAUUUCCGCAUCUCGAUCAACCGUUGACUUAAGUCGCUGGUACAAUUUCACUACGUUCGACAUAAUCGGUGAUCUAGCCUUUGGUGAGCCAUUUGGAUGUCUUCGCGAUAGCAACUACCACCCUUGGGUGAAGAUGAUAUUCGGCAGUAUGAAACUGCUUGCAAUGCAGCGGCCUUUGGGGAUAUAUCCCUUCUUGGCACCGAUCGUGAGAAAGUUGACACCCAAAAAGCUCACAAAAAUGAGACAAGAACAUUUCGCUCUGAGCAUUGACAAGGUACAUCGCCGGCUAGCGGCAAAAACCGAGCGCCCGGACUUCAUGACUUAUGUCAUGCGCUUUGACGAUGAGAGAUCAAUGAGUACACAGGAGAUGGAGGCGAACGCAGCCGUCAUGAUCGUGGCUGGAAGUGAAACAACAGCAACUCUACUUUCUGGAUUAACGUAUUACAUGUUAGGAAAUCCCUCCGCAUACCAGAAAGCUACAAGCGAAGUCCGUGGGGCUUUCGAAUCUUAUUCGGAUAUCAAUGUUGUCGGGGUCAGUCAGUUAACUUAUCUAAACGCCGCUUUCGAAGAAGCAUUGAGAGUAUAUCCACCAGCCCCAGGUAUAAUACCUCGUGUUGUUCCAAAGGGAGGGGCAGCCAUUGACGGAGAAUUUAUUCCAGAAGGAACCUCUGUCUCUGGUGCGCAUUAUUCUACGUAUCAUGCCGCGUCCCACUUCAAACACGCAGACGCCUUUAUUCCAGAAAGAUGGCUGUAUCCCAAAGAUAAAGAGUUUGAUUCAGAUUGCCGCGCAGCCUUUCAACCAUUUUCGCUGGGACCUCGAAAUUGUAUUGGUCAAAAGUGCGCGCCCCACCCAAGAAUCACUUCCAUAAAUUUGAAACUGACAUCUUGCAGUCUCGCCUACGCGGAAAUGCGUCUAAUUGCCGCGAAGAUUCUGUGGAGCUUUGAUAUGUCCUUGGACGAAAGCUCGUCGGAGUGGAAUGUUCAGAAGUCAUACAUUGUUUGGGAAAGGAAGCCAUUGCUAGUUAAGCUUUCGCAAGUGUCGCAUAACAGGCGAGAGGGCAAUUCUUAG
Messenger RNA from Penicillium waksmanii, 1542 nucleotides. Its product is annotated as cytochrome P450. The record is from RefSeq and is a predicted model, not a curated record. Gene Ontology annotation, molecular function: monooxygenase activity; heme binding; iron ion binding. The transcript is spliced from 3 exons. Lineage: Eukaryota; Fungi; Ascomycota; Eurotiomycetes; Eurotiales; Aspergillaceae. The coding region runs from base 1 to 1542 and encodes 513 amino acids.